GGCAAAAUCUCAAGAAAUGACAAAUUGCACAUUGGUUUGGAAAAUUUCUCGGUUGGUUGAGUUGACUAGCAGAUAGUCCCUCAAAUUCAACCUGGUUCUCUCUCUCUCUCUCUCUCUCUCUCCAAUCUCUUUCUAAUUUUCUUGCCUGACUUCCAACUCAGCACUACCUCAUACAUUUUCUGUAUCCGGAAAACAGUGACCCAGAAUUCACUAUCUGGAUCGGUUCUGUUCACACACAAAAACUAUCCCAGAAGAUUGAAGAUCCAUUUCUCCUCUGGUGUUUGGGUUUCCUCAGUUCCUCUGAUCAAAAGAGAAUUCUGGUACUUGGGUUUCAGUUCUUUCAUUUUUUUCGCUGUCAAUUUGAGCAAUCACUUGCUGAGAUCAUUAAAAGGUUUUUCAUUGGGAUUAGUUAAACCCCUAAUGAUUGAAACUCCAUUUGUUUUACAAAUGCUAUAGUACAAUUCAUACAAUCACCUCUUUGUCUUUUCCAUGUAAAUCAGUCUUGAUGAUAUUGCUGUUGUUGUUUGAUCCAUAACCCAGUUUAUAGAUGCUGGGUAUUCUCAUUUGAUACUUCCUCAGUGAAUCACACUGUAGUGUUUUCUGAUAUAGAUUUGAAUUGAUGAAAUUGCUGUGAUAUUCUUCUUAACUGAAUCGAUUCGACACUUGGGUUACUUGAAUUUUACAUUUUCUUUCGAUAUCAUUCUCCCAAUUCUAAUCCAAGUAUACUAAGGAGUUUCCCAUAUCAUCAACAACCUUCUGUAGUUAUAGGUAACCAUUUUGUUGAUAUCCCAUCAUAGUUUAGAUCACUUUUUUGCACCCAUCUCAAUCUUUGUAAUAGUCAAAUACUCAACUCUGCCACUUACUUGAACAAUGUCAAUCGUCUGCGGUCUCCCACUCCUUGAGUGUGUUUACUGUUUGGCAUGCGCCCGAUGGGCUUGGAAACGGUGUCUCCACACUGCUGGACAUGACAGUGAGACCUGGGGCCUGUCGACUGCUCAAGAAUUCGAACCAGUUCCACGAAUCUGCCGAUACAUUCUGGCAGUUUAUGAAGAUGAUCUCAGGCAUCCACUUUGGGAACCCGAAGGUGGGUAUGGAAUUAACCCAGAUUGUUUAGUUUUGAAAAGAACUUAUGAAGAUACCCACGCACAGGCCCCUCCUUAUUUAUUGUAUCUUGAUCAUGAUCAUGCCGAUAUAGUACUUGCUAUUCGGGGCCUUAAUAUGGCAAAGGAGAGUGAUUAUGCAGUUUUACUUGAUAAUAAGUUGGGCCAAAGGAAGUUCGACGGGGGGUAUGUACACAAUGGGCUGUUGAAAGCAGCCGCAUGGGUUUUGGAUAAGGAAUGUGACACUUUGAAGGAAUUAGUGGAGAAAUAUCCAAAUUACACUUUGACUUUCGCUGGCCAUUCACUUGGGUCAGGUGUGGCAGCAUUGUUGACGAUGGUGGUGGUGCAGAAUCGCGAUAGACUGGGGCAUAUUGACAGGAAGAGGGUCAGGUGCUUUGCUAUUGCCCCCGCCAGAUGUAUGUCACUAAAUUUGGCGGUCAGAUACGCUGAUGUUAUCAACUCAAUUGUGCUUCAGGAUGACUUCUUGCCCCGAACAGCCACCCCCUUGGAGGACAUUUUCAAGUCACUUUUCUGUUUGCCAUGCAUAUUAUGCCUAAGGUGCAUGAGGGACACUUGCAUACCAGAACAAAAGAUGCUCAGAGAUCCAAGGAGGCUUUAUGCACCGGGUCGCCUCUACCACAUUGUUGAGAGAAAGCCUUUCAGAUGUGGAAGGUUUCCUCCAGUUGUGAGAACAGCAGUGCCCGUGGAUGGGAGAUUUGAGCACAUAGUUCUGUCCUGUAAUGCCACUUCCGACCAUGCCAUCGUUUGGAUUGAGAGAGAAGCCCAAAGGGCACUCAAUUUAAUGCUAGAGAAUGAUUCUAUUAUGGAGAUUCCAGUGAAGCAAAAGAUGGAGCGGCAGGAGAGUUUAGUCAAAGAACACACUGAAGAGUACAAGGCUGCAAUGCAGAGGGCUGUUACAUUGUCUGUGCCCCACGCGUAUUCGCCUUCUCCAUAUGGAACUUUCGACGAACAUGAGGAAGGAGAACAAUCCGACAAAUCAAGUUCGACAGGAUCGUCAAAGAGAAGCACGAAGAAAGGGGAAAGCUGGGGUGAACUGAUUGAGCGUCUUUUUGACAGGGAUGAAUCUGGUCAUAUGGUGCUGAAGAAAUCGCCUAGAGCAGAUUGAUGUUUGUAAUUUGAGAACUGCUGUACAAGAGUUUUGAGUAGGUGAUGAACAACAUUCAUUGAUUCCUUGCAGUUUUGUUCUUCUUCUUCUUCAGUCAGAAUUAUUGCUUAAUAGAUUGUCAACAAACUUUUUGAGAAUUAUGGUGUACAGAAAUAUUUUAGUUGAGCCAGGAAGAAACACAGGCCUCCAGGUCGUC
Rhododendron vialii is the source of this 2422-nucleotide messenger RNA. RefSeq lists its product as uncharacterized. Bases 871 to 2226 code for a protein of 451 amino acids. Gene Ontology annotation, biological process: lipid catabolic process. NCBI's taxonomy places the organism in Eukaryota, Viridiplantae, Streptophyta, Magnoliopsida, Ericales, Ericaceae. The record is from RefSeq and is a predicted model, not a curated record. The transcript is spliced from 5 exons.